GAUAACAAAUGUUUUCUAUUAACUCAACUACAUUUAUCAUCUUCGCACUUCUCGUCGAUGCUGCUCGUCCCGUAUUCCUUGCCACUAGCAUGGACACCUCAUCAACUACAGGACUACCUUAUUUCGACGAAGCCACUCAAAAGAGGUUUCACGAAAAUGGAUUUCAUGGUGAAAUAGAGGGAUUCGCAGCUAAACAUGAGCGGGAAUGUGGCACUGUCUUAUUAGAUUAUGGAAGCUACAAAGAUGGAAGAAUGUUUGACGAAGUGCUGAAAAUGUUCAAGGAAACCUUGAACGACAACAGCACUCUAGAUCGAGAUUUACGUGCCAAGGUUUAUACGACCUUAAGGCAACAAGCAUUGAAACCGCAUAUUCAAGAGAUGCGCGAGUUAUUCGAGAACUAUAGGAGUACUACGCCGCAUUACAACUCGGAGCAAUUAGAGUUUUUCCCCGUGAUCGGAGUCAUUGCCUUUGGAGUAGGAAUUGGAUUAGGAAAAUUCGUGUAUGAUAGUGUGUCAAGCCUAUUGCACCGAUUUACAGAGGAGGAACAGCAACAAAGUAAAAUAGCAGAAAAUCUUCUAGCGAUUAGAACAAAGUUGCACAAUUUGGCAGAGAUAUUGGAAUUGCAGACUAGCAUAAAUCGGUUCAACUUCGUGUUCUCCCAUGUCAGAACCCAGCUCAAUUUGGCUGUGGAGAGUGCUCUCACAGAACUAUUCGAUCGUGGCAGUGUCUCGAACCGACUUAUCAAACAUCGCGGUGAAAACAACCUACUGUCCGCCAUCGCAAAGCUUAUGGGUGAAAAACGUUUCAACGCGUCAAUGUUAAAGAAGAGAUACUUUGCUGCUGGCCAAAGCUUGAAAGCCACUGUACUUUCUAUGAACAAGCACGUAAUGGUAGUAAAGAUCUGCUACCCAACUACAAGAGAAGAAGAUCUGGGAUAUUUGAUGCGCGUGGUAGCCUUAGGAAAGUUUAGCGAAGAUGGUGCAGUGUAUGCGACUCAUGAAUUGAGCACAUAUUAUAUUGUGCCAUUGUCGAUGAAGGUCAGCAAUGUUAGUAUGCUGGCAGAAGUGGGAGAUAUCGAUGCUGAUUGCACCGGAAUAUCGUCGACACUCCUUUGUAAGACAAGACUACAAAGUGAGUCAUGCGCUUUAGACCGUAACAAACGACAUGGCUGUGCUGUAUCAAAACGUAACUCUAGCGAUGAAAUGUUUACACAUGUGGAGCCACUGUUGAGGACCACAGUGAUAGCUACCCGAAGGAAGAGGAUGCUGUAUAAGAAAACGGAUGAAAGCAAAUGGAUUGAAGUUGCAGUCCUUCAACCUGUCACUGUUGUGGAGAUACCAAACGGGGCGCUACUUCAAUUAGGGCCGAUAGAGGUGACGGCACGAGUUGCAACAGGGAACAUGACUUUAGAACUGAACAUUAUACUACCGUCAUCAAACUCUUCGUUAGAGCCAUAUAUUGAAAGCUAUGACGGCUACAUCUCCAAGCCUCAUGGCUACAAGGAAUACUAUGCAUGGAAUUUUUGCAUUGAUCGAUUUUUUGGCUGUUUGAUGUUUGGACUAUUGUCUUUGAUUAUAUUCAAUCAACAACGUCAGUUGAGAUCGCUCAGGCGAUGGACACGAAGUGUCGAAUCGCUCAGAAAAGCUCGAAGGGAGCCUAUCGAAAUUGUUCCCAUUUAAUCUCGAUCGCAUAAUGAAUAAAGAUGC
Cylicocyclus nassatus is the source of this 1706-nucleotide messenger RNA. NCBI's taxonomy places the organism in Eukaryota, Metazoa, Nematoda, Chromadorea, Rhabditida, Strongylidae. The record is from the annotation of a GenBank genome assembly.